Molecule: messenger RNA, 1320 nt
Organism: Alosa alosa (allis shad)
Lineage: Eukaryota; Metazoa; Chordata; Actinopteri; Clupeiformes; Clupeidae
Gene: myoz1b
Product: myozenin 1b
Exons: 6
Coding region: 177-923 (248 amino acids)
Cellular component (GO): Z disc; actin cytoskeleton
Molecular function (GO): FATZ binding; actin binding; telethonin binding
Source: RefSeq, a predicted model, not a curated record
CUCUUCCUGGGAUGUAGAAGGGCAAGGCGAGAGCAAGUGCAACAGUGGUGGUUCGGACGUGCCAGAAAUUCUGGGAUUGUGGAAUAAUCCAAAGCUGCUUCUUUCCUGGAACGUUCGGGGUCUGUUUUAAAGUGGGUUUUAGUUCUCUUUAAUCCCAGGGACCUUUGAUUUUAGACAUGCCCCUGUCCGCACCCGCCCCCCCCAACAAGAGGAAAAAGCCCUCCAAGAUCAUCACCGACUUCGCCAACAUCACACAAGAUGAUCAGGAGUCCGACCCUGAAGCCAGCGAGUUUAACUUGGGGACCAAGAUCAAGACCCCCAAGGACACGAUGCUGGAGGAGCUGUCCCUGAUGAAGAACCGGGGCUCUAGAAUGUUCCAACUGCGUCAGCAGCGCGUGGAGAAAUUCAUCAUCAGCACGGAGCACAUGCAAAAUCUGCAGGAGCUGGUACCUUCUCUAGGCUGUGAGAUGCUUCCCCCAGUUCCCCCAAAGCCUGCUGUGCCUGAACCAGUCAAAGAGGAGGUCGAUGAGGCUGCCGAGAGGGAGAAGAGGAAGCGCGAACAUGUCAAGACGUACAUGUCUCCAUGGGAACGUGCCAUGAAGGGAGAUGAAGAGCUGCGCGCAACCAUGCAGUCAAAGAUGCCUGGACCACACGUGCACAAGGACAUGCCCAAGUUCAAGAGCUUCAACAGAACGGCACUACCUUUUGGAGGCUUCGAAAAGGGCUCCAAGCUGCUGACCUUCCAGCCACCGGAGAUUAAUACCCAUGAGGAGCCCGAGAUGGUGCCAGUGCACCAGUGCGACAUCCGCUCCCGGCCCUCCUUCAACCGCACGCCCAUCGGCUGGGUGUGCAACGACGAGCACAGCCACAUCCACAUGGAGAUGGAUGCCAUACCAUUUGAUGGGGAGACCGACGACCUCUGAAGACCUUGCCUGCAUGCAAACUUCUAGUCACCCAUACUCACACACACACAUAGGCCUACUCUAAGGCAGACUGCACACAAAUUCUAAGACAACAGGACCUUGUGCAAACAUGGCCCCUGCUUAUACAUAAAAAAAAACUGUGAUAGGUCUUUACUUGCUUGCAGGUUGAAGUGGUUUUAGGAGAAAAUGGCCUAAGUAGGCUAUGUUGCUAUCUGUCGCUAUGCGUGCCAACUUUUCACACCUGUUAUGGAAGUUAGGCUAUCUUAUACAAGGUUUAAAAGAGCACUGCAUUAGUAAAGAAUAUUAUGGUGAUAAGGAUGAUGAUGAGACCUGACAAUUGAAUGACAGCCUAUCCUUCAUUGUUUCUGAGUAUUGAUACAUUAAACGUUUUAAGUGA